Messenger RNA from Paramecium sonneborni, 1017 nucleotides. The record is from the annotation of a GenBank genome assembly. Lineage: Eukaryota; Ciliophora; Oligohymenophorea; Peniculida; Parameciidae.
AUGGAUACAUAUUAUAAUGUUUAUUAAAGAAUAAUCAUAAGUAAAGUAAAUUAUAUAAUAUUAUAAUAAUAGUUUGUACAAUAUUAAAGCAAAUUAUGUAAAAAUAAUAUUUAAAAAAAUAGGGAUUAGAUAUUAUCAAUAAAUAAUGGAAAAGAGAGAAAAGUUCGAUAUAAUGAUAAAGACUAAAUCUACUUAAGACUAAAUAGCUUCUUACUUGGUGAAGGCCGUAUUAGGCUUAAGAGAUAGAGAAAAUAAGAGUGAAUCAGUCAGACUCUUUGGAAGUGGAUCAGCAAUUCCAAAUGUAAUUUUGGUUGCCGAAAUAAUUAGAGCUAGAUAUAAGGUAAUAAAUAAAUUAAUGAUAGGGAUUAAGUUCAAUUGUCACAUUAGAGAAUAUGGAGAGGGAUAAAAAUGAGAAUGGUUAAACAAUAAAAAUAAUAAUUCCAGCUAUUAGAAUUAAAUUGACGUAUUUAUUAUAUUUAUUGUAGAGGCAAACCAACUUAAGAAGAAUAAGAAUUGGCUGGAUAUUAAGCCCCAGGAUAUGUGGAUGAUAGCAAAAAGGUUGAACUUUUUGAAUAUGUUAUGAUAUAUGCCAAAAAUUUGUAUUUUUGGAGUGGAAAAGAUAGAUAGAGAUAAAAUAAUAAUAAUAAUACAUCUUAUAAAUAACCUGCUUAAUAAAUUGAGAAAUCUGACAGAGGAAUUUAAUCUAAAGAUGAUCUUCCAGAAAGAGGAGAAAUGAAAAUUAGAGGAGGAGCUAAUAUUUAGAAAAAACAAGAUGAUUUCAAAAGAAAACCUGACCAAACAGAAUAUGAUGUAUUUAUUUAGUUUACACAUUAGGAUAAAAAGGAUAGAGAUUAUAGAGAAUAAUAGAGAAAUACAAAUAGUAUAAGACCAAGACCUUAUAAUCAAUCUAAAUAAAAUAUAUCAUAAAAGAAAGAUGAAGAAAUCAGGACUAAAUAAGGUGAAAUCAGAUCUAGAGGAGGUAGCAGGAAAUGAUUCAUAUAAUUUAUUAGAACAAUA